UUCAAAAUCAGAUUCUUUUCCACUACUCUCUAACCAAUGACGAUUAAACCAAGCCACAAGAAUAGUCUACAGUCAACAGACAAGUACGAUGAAGCUAUCAAGAUCUUGGAGGAAGAGACAACACGACGAAUUGAAGAUAUACAACAACAAGUUGAAUUUAUGUGUGCUUCUAUACGCGCUCAAGGCAAUACAGAUAUCAACAAGAUGCUCAAGUCUGUUCGGGAACUAACACUAGAAGAGUUUUGUGAGACCUUUGGUGCAAGUACACAACUAUUUCUAGAGCAGCAAACAAAAAAACGCAUUGGUACUGAUACGUCAAGGAAAAAGUAGGUCAUGUCUUGUUAAUAUGAGCUAUUUACAUUGCUGCAUAGGUCCAUUCAAUUACAGACUGAACAAGAACCUAUUAGAAUAGAGCCAUUUUCUGUGCAGAUAAAUAAUGAAACAAGUAUACAUCUAGACCCAAAUCAAACUGGUGAUUUAGACGCAUUCCCUAUUAUCAUACCACCCCAAAUUCAACAACAGCUUAAUUCCACUCAAAAAGAGCGUGUUGUUCAACAAAUACAAGCACUGGAGACUCAAUUAGAAUUAGUCAAACAACACUUUAUGUAAAUAAACACACUCAGCUUAUUAAUACAAUUUACUCUAUUUACAGAUGUUUGGGAC
Messenger RNA from Gilbertella persicaria, 663 nucleotides. RefSeq lists its product as uncharacterized. The transcript has 3 exons. NCBI's taxonomy places the organism in Eukaryota, Fungi, Mucoromycota, Mucoromycetes, Mucorales, Choanephoraceae. Bases 37 to 330 code for a protein of 97 amino acids. The record is from RefSeq and is a predicted model, not a curated record.